This is a messenger RNA of Gongylonema pulchrum, 746 nucleotides long. Lineage: Eukaryota; Metazoa; Nematoda; Chromadorea; Rhabditida; Gongylonematidae. The record is from the annotation of a GenBank genome assembly.
AUGACUUUGGAACUGGGCCGUUGCCGUUAUGCAGCAUUUUGGAUGUGUCACAUUGGCGCUAAACUCAGCACACAUAAACUUUUGUUCUUUGGCUUUUUUGUAAAAUCACUGCACGGCGGACUUAACAUGAGCAAUAGUGGAAUUAAACCGCGCGCAGGCAGUAAAAUCGAAGAACAGAUUUCGGUACAGAUUAUGCAAAUUUUUAUAAGAAUUUCACUCUGGAUUACGCCAAUUUCGAAUAAGGAUGAAACAAUGCACCAAAAAAGCAAAAUCCGAGCAUCAACGAGCGGUACCACUAAGCAGCUACUUAUGCCAGGCACUCAACUUAGCAAGCAUUUCGAUGUUAUGCAUCUAAUCAGUGUUGGAGGCUUUGGACAGGUCCCGUUGUUACGCUCUGAAGCAUUUUGCCUUGAGGAGAUCAACUGUGCCGUAAGACAAAGUUACGCGAAAAUUGCUCACGUCCCAGUACCCAAUUAUUACGGAUAUGGUGAAACUGGAAGCUUGAAUCAAUAUUACAGUGAUGUGAAACCGGGCAAUUUUUGUAUUGGAUUACAAAUGCAAGGUCUACAGAGGCUUUAUUUGGUGGAUUUUGGGAUGGCUCGACACUUUGUAUCUCCGAGUGGCAUGCUGAAAAGUAGGCGUCAGUGCAGUUCAUUUCACGGCACCGUUCGCUACGCAUCCCUCACAACCCAUCGGCAUGAGGUGAGCCAUCCUACCACACUGAUAUUAUUCGCUCCAGAUUAAUU